UUAGAAUUCCACAGCCUCGGCAGAGCCUUUGCGGGAAGGGAACAAUAACCACCUCUCAUCUCCAAACCUCCAAAGCCCAACAGGCAAGGCACAGAUUUAAAGGGACCACCCAGCUGACUCUGAACUCUACUGAGAAAGAUUCCUGUCCAGUAGCCCAAGGUCUGACUCUCCUUCUGCGGGAUGGAGCGUUCAACACAGGAGCUGUUCCUCAACUUCAUGGUUGUCUUGAUCACUGUCCUCCUAAUGUGGGUUAUUGUCAAGUCUUAUCAAAGCUAAAGAACGUCCCUACCGACAUGGAUGAAAGUUAGUGGGAGAGUCUCUGCAAGCACCGGAGAGUAUUUUCUGCACGGUAGCAAGAUGCUUACCUUCUCCAGGCUUGUAGGCCCUUGUGUCCUUCACCUGCACCAUCAACAUCAAGAUCAACUUUUACCUGCUCGUCCUUUAUUCUGUGUGCUCUGACAAUUCCCUGUAAUGCUAUGUGUGUGAGGGUGUCUAUGGAUCAGUGAAUGAGAGUUACUUUGAUGAUAUUUAAAUAGAAAAGCUAUGUUUGUGAAUAGUGAGUGAAGAAUGGAACUUCUGUUUCAUCACAAACUAACCAUACGUGUAAUGGUUUGAUUGGAAGCAGAAUGGAAUCUUUUACGUCUCUGCAGAUUCCGUGCUAAUAAAUAUUUCUACUGAAAUACUGAUCCAAUGUGUACUUUCUUAAUUAAUAUGAUAAGUAGCCAUACCUUGCCAAAUAUACUGAUUAAAAUAAACACACAGUAAAGGAAA
Xenopus tropicalis (tropical clawed frog) is the source of this 771-nucleotide messenger RNA. RefSeq names its product sarcolipin gene 2 (gene sln.2). Gene Ontology annotation, molecular function: enzyme regulator activity. NCBI's taxonomy places the organism in Eukaryota, Metazoa, Chordata, Amphibia, Anura, Pipidae. Gene Ontology annotation, cellular component: membrane. The transcript is spliced from 2 exons. The coding region runs from base 181 to 276 and encodes 31 amino acids. The record is from RefSeq and is a predicted model, not a curated record.